AUGCCCAAAUAUGCCAAAUUCAUGAAAGAUGUGCUUUCUAAGAAAAGGAGGUUCAUUGAGUUUGAGACAGUUGCUCUCACCAAGAGUUCUACAGAUAUCAUUAAGCAACUACCUCAAAAGAUGAAAGAUCCGGGUAGCUUUUCGAAUCCAUGUCAUAUUGGAAGCAAGUUUUUGGGUAAGGCACUUUGUGAUCUUAAAGCUAGUGUCAAUUUGAUGCCUCUUUCUAUUUUCAACAAUUUGGAGUUGGGUGAGGCUAGACCAACCACAGUAGAUAAGUUUAUUCUUCCAGCAGAUUUCAUUGUUCUUGAUUGUGAGGUGGAUAGAGAAAUUCCUAUUAUCUUGGGAAGACCCUUUUCAGCCACCGCUAGAACCUUGAUUGAUGUGGAAAAAGGUGAACUUACUAUGCAGGCUAAUGAUGAGCAUGUCACUUUCAAUAUGCACAAGUUAAUGAAGUCUCCCAAUGAGGUUGAGCAAUGCUUCUUUGUUGAUUUACUUAAGUGGUACAAAAAGAGUUUGACAGGACAUGUAUUAAUGACCCCGUUGAAGCUGUGUUGUUGUGGGUUGAAGUAG
Neltuma alba is the source of this 570-nucleotide messenger RNA. RefSeq lists its product as uncharacterized. The transcript is spliced from 2 exons. The record is from RefSeq and is a predicted model, not a curated record. NCBI's taxonomy places the organism in Eukaryota, Viridiplantae, Streptophyta, Magnoliopsida, Fabales, Fabaceae. The coding region runs from base 1 to 570 and encodes 189 amino acids.